AUGUAGCGGUGUGUUGAAAAAAGAACUACAAUUCCCAGAAACUCUUCCGAUAGCGAUAGAGAAAGGGAGCAAUGGAUGGCCUGUUUAAAAAAGAGUGAGGCAAUAUUGAGAGGUGGGAGCAAGAGUGUUAUACCUGGGCCUACAGAGACAGGCGAAGACAGAUGGGGAGUCGUGAGAGAACGGUUAUCCCGAUGGAAUUCCCAGAGGACUUCAAUCAGCUGGAGCUGCUUGAUACACACCGGCACCUCAUCCCCAGGGGCACCCUGAGUCUCUGGCCCGAGGAGGAGGAGGAGGAAGAGGAGGAGGAGGAGGAGGGGAGGCGCACAGAGGAGUGGUAUCAGGAGCAGGAGCGCAGACUUGAGAGCAGGCCCGCGGAGCUGAUGCUCUGGGCUGCCGAGAGGAACCGCCUUGCAACUGUUCAGCGCCUGCUCUUGGCCAGUGCAGAGCUGGGGCGCAUUACGGAUGAUGACGAGUACACCCCACUGCACCGUGCAGCGUACAACGGACACCUGGAGGUUGUCCGGUUGCUGACUCAGCACGGGGCGGACAUCCACGCCAGGACAGUUGACGGCUGGACUCCCCUGCACAGCGCCUGUAAGUGGAAUAACACCCAGGUGGCCUCCUAUCUCCUGCAGCAGGGGGCGGACAUCAACGCCCAGACCAACGGCCUGCUCACACCGCUACACCUGGCCUCCGGCAACAGCAGGGCCAAACAGACCCUGGAGCUGCUGCUCAUGAGCCGCCACAUCAACCCCGAAUUAAAGAGCAGUAGUGGUGAGACCGCUUUUGACAUCGCUCGCAGGACUAGCGCGCUCUACCACCUGUUUGAAAUUGUGGAGCCCUGCAAUAAUAUCCUACCGGAAUAACGAUUGUGGAAGGGAUGAUGGGACUGAGGCACAUCUGAACUCCUGAAAAUGUUCUUUGUCCCAUGAGUGUCAAUGGCAUAUAAACUCUGGUGGCAGUGUCGCAUUAAAAAAGUCUCUUAUAUGUCUUCAUGGAUUGGUUUUAUUGUUCAGGAAAUGCCUCUUUGCACAAAAAUACUCCUCAAACCUGAAGUAUUCUUUAAUUCAUUUAGGGAAAAAAAAGAUUUCAUUCUCGGCAAUCUGAAAAGGAUACUCCAGUCGUUUUGUGAGCGAGCUUUUAGAAUUUCUCCCUAAAACCUAAAUUGAGGCUUGAACUUGCUGCAUCACACAGUAAUUGCCUGUGCUUAGUAGAAGUGUUAAUUGAGCAAAAUGUAGUUAUCACUGAAUAUGUUGUUAUUGCACCUUUAACUGGCAAAUGUACAGUAAGUGUUUGCAGAGCAUUUUGAAGUAACUGGAAAAUAUAUAUUUUUUGGGCAAAUAUUCCUGAUUUCUACAAUUUACCGAUUUAAAGGACUGUAGCACAAGGGAAAAUAAAUGCAAAACAAUUAACACAUUUUAAA
Messenger RNA from Lepisosteus oculatus (spotted gar), 1423 nucleotides. It is a transcript of the gene ankrd49, whose product is annotated as ankyrin repeat domain 49. Lineage: Eukaryota; Metazoa; Chordata; Actinopteri; Semionotiformes; Lepisosteidae. The record is from RefSeq and is a predicted model, not a curated record. Gene Ontology annotation, biological process: positive regulation of DNA-templated transcription. Gene Ontology annotation, molecular function: protein binding.